CCAAGCUGGUAUCCAAUGGAUCCGUUCAAAGGAAUCAAUACUGGCGAGAACCUUAACCACAGAUGGCAAUGGCUGGGGUAUUGCAAGUGAAUGGUUGCCUUACCUUUCCGAAAUAUCAGUGUUGAGAUCACUGGAGGUACGCUAUGGGUCACAUACACUUCCGCCUCAAGGGGUGGUCGAAAUCCCUAUCAAGCUGCUCUCUACUUCGCGCACUAUUCAAUAA
Messenger RNA from Funneliformis geosporum, 223 nucleotides. The record is from the annotation of a GenBank genome assembly. NCBI's taxonomy places the organism in Eukaryota, Fungi, Glomeromycota, Glomeromycetes, Glomerales, Glomeraceae.